AGACAAGGGACGUGACUGACGAAAGAGGCACAGGUGGCAGUGCUCCCGCGUGCGUCGCGUUGGUCCCGCGUGGCAAUCCGAUUUGAGUGAGCCAGGCAGAAACUCGUCCGCCCCACCCAGCAAGUACCCCUCCCCCGGUCCUCAAGAUGCCGUUCGUCAAAAAGGUCAAGACCGACGCCUACUUCUCGCGCUUCCAGGUGAAGUACCGCCGGCGGAGAGAGGGCAAGACCGACUACUAUGCCCGCAAGCGCCUCGUCACCCAGGCGAAGAACAAGUACAACGCGCCGAAGUACCGCCUCGUUGUCCGCUUCACCAACAAGCAGGUCAUCGUGCAGAUCGUCUACGCGCGUCUGCAGGGUGACUUCGUUCUCGCGGCUGCGACCUCGAAGGAGCUCCCGAGAUACGGCAUCAACCACGGCUUGACCAACUGGACUGCUGCUUACGCCACCGGCCUGCUUGUCGCUCGCCGUGCUUUGACGAAGCUCGGUUUGGCCGACAAGUACGAGGGUGUCACCGAGCCCGAUGGCACGCUCACCAUGACGGAGGCUUUGGACGAGGAGGACGCGCCGCGCCCCUUCAAGGCUUACCUUGAUGUCGGUCUCAAGCGCACUUCCACCGGUUCCCGUGUCUUCGGUGCCAUGAAGGGUGCCAGCGACGGUGGUAUCUUCAUCCCCCACUCCGACAAGCGCUUCCCCGGCUACGACCCGGAGUCGAAGGAGCUUGACGAUGAAGUGCUCAAGAAGUACAUCUACGGCGGUCACGUCGCGGAGUACAUGGAGAGCUUGGAGGAGGAGGAUGACGAGCGCUUCAAGAAGCAGUUCUCUACCUACCUCGAGGACGGUGUCGGCUCCGAGGACAUCGAGGAGAUCUACACGAACGCUUACGCCGCGAUCCGUGAGGACCCGACGUUCAAGCCCACCGAAAAGUCGAAGGACUGGAAGGCGGAGACCCUCAAGUACAAGACCCCUCGCCUCACCUACGAGCAGCGCAAGGAGCGCAUCGCCGAGAAGAUCGAGAAGUUCAAGUCCGGCGAGAUCGAGGUGGACCAGGACGAGGAGUAGACGCUCUUCCCCUCUUAUAUCCUACCGCAUUUCUAUGUUCCUAUGCUCUAUGCACGCAGCAAUGCAUCAGGCCCUAUGUGCACA
Schizophyllum commune H4-8 is the source of this 1145-nucleotide messenger RNA. RefSeq names its product 60S ribosomal protein L5. The coding region runs from base 147 to 1061 and encodes 304 amino acids. Gene Ontology annotation, biological process: translation; ribosomal large subunit assembly. The record is from RefSeq and is a predicted model, not a curated record. Gene Ontology annotation, cellular component: ribosome; cytosolic large ribosomal subunit. Gene Ontology annotation, molecular function: 5S rRNA binding; structural constituent of ribosome. The transcript is spliced from 6 exons. Lineage: Eukaryota; Fungi; Basidiomycota; Agaricomycetes; Agaricales; Schizophyllaceae.